AUGCCCGCAUACACCGACUCGAUAUGCGUCUUUUGCGGCUCGUCGCCCGGCACCAAGCCCGAGUACAUGGCCGCUGCAGCUAGCGUGGGUCGUGCGAUCGCCAAGCGCAACUAUCGCCUCGUCUAUGGCGGUGGCUCUCGCGGCUGCAUGAGCGGCGUCUCUCAGGCCGUGUUCGAGGCCGGCGGACACGUGCUCGGCGUCAUCCCGCAGGUCAUGGCCACAACCGUUCCCUCCGGCCAUCCGGGCCACAAACUCAACACUGUCGUCUCCAAAGAAGGCACGGGCCCCACCGUCCUCAACCCCGACGUCGGUACCGGCCAUGUGGAGACGGUGGUGGUGCAGUCCAUGCACGAGAGGAAGCAGCGCAUGGCCGCAGAGAGCAACCUCGGCUUCAUCGGCCUGCCCGGUGGAUACGGCACGUUUGAGGAGGUCAUGGAGAUGGUCACCUGGACCCAGCUCGGCAUCCACCGUAAACCCAUGGUCCUCCUCAACGUCAACGGCUUCUACUCGCCCCUGAAGCAGCAGAUCCAGCUCGCUGUCGAAGAUGGCUUCAUCAGUGCAGCAGGUGCAGAGCUCGUCAGCUUUGUCGACUGCGACGCCUCCAACGUCGACGCAGCCGGAGAAGCGGUGCUGGCCGAAGCGGUGCGUCUGGCAAGCAACAUCACCGCCAAUGGAUCCGGAUACUGGGAUUGGAACAAGCCUCAAGGUCCCGUCAGCACGGCAGAGGGAGGCAUCAUCGACAAUGCAGCCUCCAAGUCGAUCGCGCUCGCCGAGGGCGAGACGCUGGCGGUGCAGGUGUCCGACUUGACGUUCAGCUUCUAUCCGCACCUGCCGCCCUCGCUCGAGCGCUGCAACCUGCACCUCAAGCGCGGCUCGCGCUGCUUGCUCAUCGGCGCCAACGGUGCAGGCAAGUCGACGCUGCUGCGGCUGCUGGCGGGCAAGAAGCUGUGCGACUCCAAGGUUCGCGUCUUUGGCAAGGAUGUCUUCCGCGAGAGUCCCUCGGGCGUCACGUACCUCGGCACCGAGUGGGCCAUGAACCCCGUGGUGCGCUCGGACAUUGUCGUGUCCACCUUCCUCGACUCGGUGGGCGGAUACCGCCACAAGGAGCGCCGCGAUCGGCUGCUCGAUAUUCUGGACGUCGAUCUCACCUGGCACAUGCAUGCCAUUUCCGACGGCGAGCGUCGUCGUGUCCAGCUGUGCAUGGGUCUCAUGGAGCCCUGGGACCUGCUGUUGCUGGACGAGGUGACGGUGGAUCUGGACGUGCAGGUGCGCGCCGAUCUGCUCGACUUCCUUCAGCUCGAGACCGAGGAGCGGGGCGCAACGAUCAUCUAUGCCACGCACAUCUUUGACGGUCUCCAGUCAUUCCCCACGCAUCUGGCGCACAUGCGUCUCGGAACCACCACUACCACCCUGCCCAUCGACUGGCCCGCUACCAACCCCGCCGAUGUGGCUGCACUGCCUCCCACCGCGAGCGCCGAUAAGGACCGCGACCUCUCCCCGCUGCUCAAUGUGUCGCUCGCGUGGCUGAGGGAGGACAAGGUGGUGAGGGCGGACGAGGAGGCAAAGAGGGGCAGGAAGAGAGGCGCAAACAGACAGAACGAAACCACCGACUCGGAAAAGUUCUUCAGCAAGUACGACUAG
Moesziomyces antarcticus is the source of this 1641-nucleotide messenger RNA. Its product is annotated as ATP-dependent transporter. Bases 1 to 1641 code for a protein of 546 amino acids. Gene Ontology annotation, biological process: cytokinin biosynthetic process. Gene Ontology annotation, molecular function: hydrolase activity, hydrolyzing N-glycosyl compounds; ATP binding; ATP hydrolysis activity. Lineage: Eukaryota; Fungi; Basidiomycota; Ustilaginomycetes; Ustilaginales; Ustilaginaceae. The transcript has a single exon. The record is from RefSeq and is a predicted model, not a curated record. Gene Ontology annotation, cellular component: cytosol.